Messenger RNA from Trichomonas vaginalis G3, 2424 nucleotides. Its product is annotated as cyclin-dependent kinase inhibitor 2C-related family. Gene Ontology annotation, molecular function: protein binding. The transcript has a single exon. Lineage: Eukaryota; Parabasalia; Trichomonadida; Trichomonadidae. The record is from RefSeq and is a predicted model, not a curated record. The coding region runs from base 1 to 2424 and encodes 807 amino acids.
AUGAGUUCUGACUAUUCUAAACAAUAUGCGGAUUUUAUAGGGGCGCUUGAAAAGCUCUUCCACAUAGAAUCUAAUGAACCUGUCGAAGAUAUGUGCAGUAUAAUUACAAAUACUUUGAUUUCGAAGUAUCAACUUUCAAUCAAGCAACUUACAAAGUUAAUUCAUGAGGCAAUUAGAUACAAAUAUGCAUCCGGAGCGAAUUACUUCAAAAUACUCAAACAGCUCGGGGCUGAUCUCACCGAAGUAUCGUAUUAUCAUUUUGAAACGGAGGGUUCGAUUAAAUUUAUAGUUAUGCAUGAUCAAAUUGAUAAGUUCAAAGAAUACUUAACUCAAAAUUCAAUAUCGGGUGGCAUUUUUCUCCAAAUUCCUAAUUUCAGGAACAAUGCUUACAAUCAUGGUUAUUUUGCAGAGUUAUCACUAAUUGAGGCAUGUGCCUACUUUGGAUCUGUUAACAUUUUUUAUUUCUUGAUUUCGAACCAAAUCAGUGAAAUAACUGAAAGGUGUCGUAUCUACUCAGUAAUUGGAGGAAAUCAAGACAUCAUCAACGAAUGCAUGAAAGAAAAUAAAAUGGAUAUUGAUUGUCUCAGAAGCAUUAUACGGGCACACAAUCACGAAUUGCUUGAAUAUGUUUUAGAUAGAGAGAUAUUCGAGCUUGAUGAUUUAUACGGUGAGCAUUGGAAAUGGGAAAAAGAAACGAAUUUGAUGCAUGAUGAAAAAUAUACAUCCAUUUAUGAAGAUAUCAUCAGAUAUCAAAACCUUAAUGCUGUAUUUCUUCUAUUCAAAAGGAACAAAUAUUACAUCUUUCCAUGGGGUGCUGCAUUUCCGCAAACAAUAGAUAUUUUCAAAAACAAUACAUUUUCUAACAAACAUAAUCACACUAAAUAUGGAAUUAUUUAUUUUGCAAGUAAAGCACAAAAUUCUAAUAUUUGCAGAUUAUUACUUGAGUCAUACAAUCAAAUUAUAGUCAACAAUAAUGAAGGAGAUGAUGAAUGUAUUUCACACGAAUCAAAUAUCAAUGAAAAAGAUAAAAAUGGAAAAACCGCUCUUCAUUUUGCAGCAAAAAAUAAUAAUAACGAAACAACUGAACUUCUUAUUUCACAUGGAGCAAAUAUCAAUGAAAAAGAUAAUAAUGAAGCAACAGCUCUUCAUUAUGCAGCAAAAAAUAAUAGUAAAGAAACAGCUGAAGUUCUUAUUUCACAUGGUGCAAAUAUCAAUGAAAAAGAUAAAGAUGGAAAAACCGCUCUUCAUUAUGCAGCAAGAAAAAAUAGUAAAGAAACAGCCGAACUUCUUAUUUCACAUGGUGCAAAUAUCAAUGAAAAAGAUAAUAUGGGAGACACUGCUCUUCAUAGUGCAGCAAAAAAUAAUAGAAAAGAAACAGCCGAACUUCUUAUUUCACAUGGUGCAAAUAUCAAUGAAAAAGAUAAUAUGGGAGACACUGCUCUUCAUAGUGCAGCAAAAAAUAAUAGUAAAGAAACAGCCGAGCUUCUUAUUUCACAUGGUGCAAAUAUCAAUGAAAAAGAUAAUAUGGGAGACACUGCUCUUCAUAGUGCAGCAUAUUAUAUUAGUAAAGAAACAGCCGAACUUCUUAUUUCACAUGGUGCAAAUAUUAAUGAAAAAGAUAAUGAUGGACGAACCGCACUUCAUUUUGCAGCAGAAUAUAAUAGUAAAGAAACAGCCGAACUUCUUAUUUCACAUGGUGCAAAUAUCAAUGAAAAAGAUAAUGAUGGACGAACCGCACUUCAUUUUGCAGCAGAAUAUAAUAGUAAAGAAACAGCCGAGCUUCUUAUUUCACAUGGUGCAAAUAUCAAUGAAAAAGAUAAUGAUGGACGAACCGCACUUCAUAUUGCAGCAGAACAUAAUAGUACAGAAACUGCAGAAGUUCUUAUUUCACAUGGUGCAAAUAUCAAUGAAAAAGAUAAUAUGGGAGACACUGCUCUUCAUAGUGCAGCAAAAAAUAAUAGAAAAGAAACAGCCGAACUUCUUAUUUCACAUGGUGCAAAUAUCAAUGAAAAAGAUAAUAUGGGAGACACUGCUCUUCAUAGUGCAGCAAAAAAUAAUAGUAAAGAAACAGCCGAGCUUCUUAUUUCACAUGGUGCAAAUAUCAAUGAAAAAGAUAAUAUGGGAGACACUGCUCUUCAUAGUGCAGCAUAUUAUAUUAGUAAAGAAACAGCCGAACUUCUUAUUUCACAUGGUGCAAAUAUUAAUGAAAAAGAUAAUGAUGGACGAACCGCACUUCAUAUUGCCGCAGAAAAUAAUAGUGAAGAGAUCACAAAACUUCUUAUUUCACAUGGUGCAAAUAUCAAUGAAAAAAAUAAACAUGGAAAAACCGCUCUUCAUGCUGCAGCAAUAAAUAAUAGCAAAGAAACAGCCAAACUUCUUAUUUCAUAUGGAGCAAAUAUCAAUGAAAAUGAUAAUUACCUGUAA